This is a messenger RNA of Rhipicephalus microplus (southern cattle tick), 1551 nucleotides long. RefSeq lists its product as uncharacterized. The record is from RefSeq and is a predicted model, not a curated record. Gene Ontology annotation, molecular function: protein binding. NCBI's taxonomy places the organism in Eukaryota, Metazoa, Arthropoda, Arachnida, Ixodida, Ixodidae.
AUGGCAGAUGCACUCGAGGAAGGUGGAAUGCUAAAGGCUGUUGUUGUACUCAGAUGUGUCGAUCCCCGAGGCACCACUGUGCUGGCCACGGACGGUGGGCGCGCCGUGAUACCGUGCCUAGCGAAGCUCCGUGUCGAGAGCCGCAACGAUUCGGCGGUUCUUGUACGCUGGUUCCGUGGCGGAGACAACAGCACCGAGCCUUUCUACAGCCUCGAUGCACGCUCGCGCAGGGGUGGCCUCUCCAAGGGGCACCACACCAGGGGCGAGGCAUGGAAAGGCCGUUCUUUCUUCUCGGUACUUCAGGAGCCUCCUAGUCUGAAGGUAAACCGAGUGGACUACGCUGAUCGCGGCACGUACGUCUGUGACCUGCUCUACGCCAGCGGCAGGAGAUACAGCGCGACCGUCGCUCUUGCCGUGUUCGUGCCACCAACGGAAUUUGUAAUCAAGGAUGCUAACGGCAAUAUUGUACGAGAUUUGGUGGGGCCAUACACCGAGAGUGAAAACCUUUUCCUGGUGUGUGAAAUAAUUGGAGUGCCGCCUGCGAGCACCGUGAUAACGGCAAGCCACACGGAACUCUACUUCGAAGAGCCGGCCGAAUUUGUGUGCACUAGUAGGGGAUCACGUCCCGCGGCAGAAAUACGGUGGUUCUUGGGCUCGAGUCCUGUCGAACCGCUCCUGUACCGCACCACGACGGACGGCAAUGUCACCACGAGCUUCGUGCUAGUCACACCGACGAAGGAACGCAACGGAGAGCGGCUCAAGUGCGUCGCCUUCAACAAGAGUCUACGGGGCUCAGAGCUGUCGUCUGAGACGCUGCUAGAGAUAAAAUACAAACCUCAGGUUACUCUCGAGUUUGGAGCGGGCCUCAAGGAGUCAAUGAUCUACGAAGGCCACGACAUAUUCUUUGUGUGCAAUGCGUCCGCCUAUCCCAGCAUCACGGACGUCGUGUGGAAGCUUAACGGCGUCCCUCUGGAACAGCGGCACGAGCAGCACAGGUUUCUGCCGCAGCAGUCGGCCAACACUUCCAGCUCAGCCUCGACGGCUCGGGGACCGCUCAUCGUCAACCAGCGCUACCUGGUGUUGCGCAACGUGCAAUCUCCCGACUCGGGAAACUACUCGUGCACAGUGACGAACCCCGAGGGAGUGACCACGUCCAAGACCCUUCAGAUACGCAUACAACAUUCUCCUCGGUGUCAGAACCCACAGCAGCAACACCAUGCCAAGGUGGUCUACACGGCUCCGUUCGAGGAAGUGACUCUGUCAUGCGAUGUGGAGGCUGACCCCAGCACCAACCUGACGUUCCGCUGGUCCAUGAAGGAGAGCCACAGAGCUUCCAUCGCCACGGCGUCUUUGUCUCCUGGAGACGCAGUGCUACGAGAGGCGGCGUUCGCGCGCGACUUCGACGGCAUGGCUAGAGCGUUCGCGUCACGCAGCGUGCUCACUUUCGUUCCUCUGCCCGAAGAGCUUCACUCGACCUUCCAGUGCUGGGCAAAGAACCCCGUUGGCAUCCAGAAAAAGCCUUGCCUGUUUCGUCUACUUCCGAAAGGUUAG